CAGGCGACCCGCGCCACCCCCACAAAUCAUCAUUAGUUUCAUUUGGUUAAACAAUUACAUAUGAAUUACAGUCGCUAUAAAAUGAGAGUUAGGAGCUCGAGUUUAUCUCAGUGGCGCGGAUAAUCAUUAGGAAUUCUACGUAACGAAUUCUGAGCCCCCUCUUCCUCUCAGGCAAAAAAAUGCUGCUUAUGCAAUCUGUGUAUUAACUGAUUGGUUGAUAAAAAAAAUUUCAUCUUGUGUAUAUCUGUGAUGCUCUGGAAUGUUGGAGAAAGUGUUAACAUAAGUAGAACAAGUAUCAAGUGUGUAGAUUCAGAACAGGGUUCCAAAUAGCUGUUCUUGUUCUUAUGUCAGAGAACUAGGUCUCCAUUCCCCAAAAUUCCUUCUUUUCCUCCUCUGCUCACCAUUUUUAGUUUUACUUUCUGAAAAUACCUUCCAAAAUAGUUUUGUUUGCUUAUCGUUUAUGUUUCUAAUGGCGAAAAUGUUAUAGCAGAUAAAGCUGCAGAUACAGAGCAGAGGGCUAAAUCUUGGGUAGAUUUUGUUAGUCCUCUGUGAUAGUUGGUGCUGUUAUCUAUGGGCGGCCAUGAUUAUAUACAAUUGUAAAUACCCAACUACCAAAUCCAGUUUUGAGUAAUAGAAGAUACUAGUACUAAAACGCAGGAACAGCUGUGGGCUGAGUAACCAGUUGGGAAGAUCUAGUAGUUGAACAUUUUGCAGGGAAGGGGAUCUGAUACAAUGGAUGCAUACGAAGCAACACAGAUUGUUUUCUCGCGGAUUCAGAGGAUGGAGCCUGAGAUUGUGUGUGAAAUCAUUGAUUAUUUGCUUUCGCAGGAUAAUGGGGAUGAGAAAAUGAUAAGGUUGGCAUUCAGCUCUGAUGCUCUGUUGCUCUCCCUCAUUGCCAAGGCUAAGGCUGAGGUAAAUAAGGAAAUGUAUAAAUUCCAUCUGCCUCCGCCUCUGAUUAACACUAAUACUCCAUCUCCAUCGCCAUUUCUUCCUUGGCCUUCAGUUCAUUGGGAUCCUCUGCAACUAGAGAGGCCAUUAUCAUGGCAGCAGGAACAUGUCAACCAUCUCAAUUACCGGCCCCUGCAGGUGGGUGUUGGAGUGGCACCAAACUAUAAUCGCAGAGACCAAAUUCUUGUCUCAACUAACUCAAACAAUUCUCAUAACAUGGCGCCCUCUGAGUUUCUGUUCCCUGGUUAUCUCAAUAAUGGUGAUAGAGUGGGGACAGGUCAGCUGAAAUCCAUCGCUUCCUCUGUUUCUGAUGUGAACAUAACGUCUGUGUGGAAGCCUUGUGUAUACUUUGCUCGGGGUUAUUGCAAACAUGGAAACAACUGCAGAUUUAUUCAUGGCUACUCGAAGCAGGACAAUAACAAUAACAAUGGUUGUUCGCUGUCUUCACUGAGUGGCAGCGGCAGCCCUACUGAAUCGCGCCACACUGAUGAAUAUUUCCAGAAUGGGUCGUUAGAGAAAUUAGAGAUUGAGUUGCAGGAGCUUCUGAUAGGAAAAAGGGUCCCCAUUUCGAUUGCUGCCCUGCCUCAGUUGUAUUAUGAAAGGUAUGGAAAGACACUUCAGGCAGAGGGGUAUUUGACAGAGAGCCAGCGCCAUGGCAAAGCUGGUUACAGCCUUACAAAGCUGCUGGCACGCCUCAAGGAUACUGUCACCCUCAUUGAUAGGCCACACGGUCAGCAUGCUGUAGUUUUAGCUGAGGAUGCACACAGAUUUAUGCUGUACAGAGGCGGGGUGGAUUUUUUAGGUGGGCUGAAUUCGAGUUCUCGGCAAAUAUACAUGACUUUUCCUGCAGAAAGCACUUUCACAGAGCAGGAUGUAUCAAAUUACUUCAGGACCUAUGGGCCUGUACACGAUGUGAGGAUACCUUAUCAACAAAAACGUAUGUUUGGAUUUGUUACAUUCAUAUAUCCAGAAACUGUAAAAACCAUUCUGGGCAAAGGAAAUCCUCAUUAUGUGUGUGGUGCGCGUGUUCUGGUUAAACCAUAUCGAGAGAAAGGGAAGGCUGGAGACAGGAAGUAUAUUGACAAAGUUGAGCAGCCUAAGUAUAUGUCUCCCAGUAACUUCGAUAUCGAGGACUACGAACAAAUGCAUCUUGGCCUAAGGAUCUUUGAUUAUUCUGGACCAGUCAUAAUACAGAUGGAAAACCAAGAACAAGCUAUUGAGCUUGAAAGUAGGCGACUUGCAGAGAUGCGUCUUGCCAGUGCAGAAGCGCAGCAAAUGCAACUUGUUGAGAAUCAAGCUUCCAUUAUUGCUGCAUCUACAGAUGCUCUUGUUGCCCAUACCGGUCAGAGUCAAGGAAAAAAUGUGCAGGCACAUUAUGCAGAAGCUGAAGAAUCCAGAGUGGAAGAUAUCAGCAUCUUUUCUCCAACCAACCAUUUUGGGUAUUUGCUUGAUGUAUUGGAGAACAAUGAAGAUGGGCCAACCCAGCCAACCCAUGAGAGCAAUGACGAUGAAGAAAGGUACGGGCACAUCCUUCCAGAGAGCCCUUUUGGAAAUACAACAGAAUCCAAUGGUAAUGGAACAUUGCACAAUUCAGAGGAAACAAAGAACUUAAUAGGAGAAAGGGAAGUCACAAUUCCCAAGAUCUCAAGCCAAGCAUUAUCAGUAUCUGUCAUUAAUAAGCAACUUGCAUGCUCCAUGUGCCUCGAUGCCCUUGUGGACCCAAAACAAUUUGAGUGCAACCAUGCCUUUUGCUUGAAUUGCAUGCCAAGGGUGGGUGAAAUGUCCCAUAUUAAUGAAUGUCUUAUUUGUGGGCAGCAGUUGGUUAAACUUCCAAGAAGCAAGGUUAUGCAGGAGCUCCUAGGAAAGAGAGUCGUUCCAGCAUCAAGAGUUUGGUACACAACAUCAGGGGAUGCACCAAUUCUGAGAGUCUGAAUCAUAGAUAUUUUGUUUUAUUUUUCCCAACAUUAUCUAGAUCCCCAACUAAAUAUGGGAUCAAAUUAAUUGUAGUAUAGGGAUAUUAUAAGAUACUAAAGAGUCCAUUGUUUUACAGAAGAUAUUGAGAAGAGAAGAAUAUAGUUGUUACCUGAUCUAGAUAACUUCGUGCCAGUGUCAUGCUCAUUUUGUUAAUAUCUAUGGUGAAGAUGAAAGUUUUCAAAGGGAUAUGUUAAGUAUAGAACAAUCUGUAUAGAGAGCAGAAAAAAACAAUAAUAAAAAAUAAAAAUUGGAUGAAUGCUUUUUUAA
Molecule: messenger RNA, 3189 nt
Organism: Cryptomeria japonica (Japanese cedar)
Lineage: Eukaryota; Viridiplantae; Streptophyta; Pinopsida; Cupressales; Cupressaceae
Product: zinc finger CCCH domain-containing protein 18
Exons: 11
Coding region: 733-2880 (715 amino acids)
Molecular function (GO): metal ion binding; RNA binding
Source: RefSeq, a predicted model, not a curated record